CUUCCUUCAUCUUGAGAUCGAAUCGAUGUAGCGAGCAAUUGGUGCACGUUGCGCAAUGGCUCUCAACUUCAGCAGCAAGCAGCGACACGGCCAAUACCAUGACGAGAAAGCGCAAAGUACCGGACGAGUGAACACCUUUGGCCAGGUCGCGAUAAAGUUCCACAGAAACACGACACAAUUGAAGUACUGGUUCGACAAGCUCCAAAAUGACGCUUCUGCGUGCCGGCCAGCGCAAUGUGCAAGACCGCGAAGAGGGAGUACAGCGCUCGUCGACGAAUUUAUCAACGAGAAGACGGAUAGUACCCCAAGACCGCGAUUGAACAUUGCGAUACACAUCUGUGGUUCUCGAGGAGAUGUGCAGCCCUUCAUACCUAUUGCGAAGUUGCUUCAGGCACCACCACAUGGCCAUCGGGUGCGAAUUUGCACACAUCCGGCCUUCAAAGACUUCGUUGAAAGCAACGGUAUCGAGUUCUUCUCAAUCGGCGGAGAUCCUGAAGCGUUGAUGGCCUACAUGGUGAAGAAUCCUGGGCUGCUGCCAAACAUGCAGUCAGUCAAAGCUGGAGACAUUGGCAAACGGCGAAAAGAGAUGGCCGGGAUGAUCGAAGGAACCUGGAGAAGCUGUAUUGAGGCCGGUAAUGGUACGGGCGAGAAGAUCCCAGCGCUGAACGUAGACGCGCCAGAAGAUUUGUUCAUCGCCGACGCCAUUAUCGCAAACCCUCCCUCAAUGGGUCACAUUCACUGCGCGGAGAAGCUCGGUAUUCCUCUGCAUAUCAUCUUCACAAUGCCGUGGUCGCCAACGAGGGCCUUUCAUCAUCCUUUGGCAGCCAUGGAGUAUGGUGAGGUCGAGAAAUCAGUAGCCAACUACUUCAGCUUUGGUAUCAUGGAGCUGUUGACAUGGCAAGGCCUCGGAGAUAUCAUCAACAAGUUUCGGACGCAGACCUUGAAGCUCGAUGCAAUCAGUCCGCUGUGGGGCCAUCAACUGAUACCACGGCUCCGCGUGCCCUAUAGCUACCUCUGGUCGCAAGCUCUGAUCCCACGACCACCUGACUGGGGUCCGCACAUCAGUAUCACCGGAUUCUCGUUCUUGAAAGCUGGCUUAGAUUACACUCCGCCUCAGGACCUGGCCGACUUUCUCGCCUCAGGACCGCCUCCAGUGUACAUCGGUUUUGGUAGCAUCGUGGUCGAUGAUCCGGUGGGCCUCACCAAGCUCAUCUUUGAAGCUGUGAAGUUGGCGAAAGUACGAGCGAUUGUGUCUAAAGGUUGGGGAGGCGUUGGCGCAGGUGAGGUGCCUGAUGACGUGUACCUCAUAGGCAACUGUCCGCAUGACUGGCUCUUCCAGAGAGUUUCAUGUGUCAUCCACCAUGGAGGCGCUGGUACAACCGCAGCUGGCAUUGCGUUAGGAAAGCCAACUGUUGUUGUGCCCUUCUUUGGCGAUCAACCGUUUUGGGGACAGAUGAUUGCAAAGGCUGGUGCUGGCCCGGUGCCUGUGCCAUUUAAGCAGAUGACAGCAGAGAGCCUCGCCGAAAGUAUAAUGUUCGCACUGAAAGACGACGUAAAAGUGGCUGUACAGAAGAUGGCUGAGAGCAUAGCGGAGGAAGACGGGUCAGGGGGCACAGUGCGAGACUUUGAGCAAAAGCUUGGGCUUGAUGGGAUGCGGUGCCAUCUCUGUCCAGAACGCCUGGCGAUCUGGCGAGACAAGCAGACUGGAGCACACUUGAGUGGCUUUGCGGGGUCUGUGCUUGCCCAGCAGCGGCUGUUGGAUCCCAAGCAUCUGCGCUUACUGCGACACAGACAUUGGUAUACACACGAAGGAGCGGAAGGACCAUUUGUAGGUGCCGUGGCUGCAUUCGGUGGUCUUAUGGCCUCCAUUGGUACAGACACGACCGAUUAUUCACACAGGCUCAAGAAGCGGCCACAUAAUGCGGAUAUUGAGACCUUGUCACGAGUCGUCUCGAAUGGUGAACCGGAAGAAAUUGACCCAGAAAAAGGCCUUACGUCAAAGCACUUCCACCACUUGGCGUACAGGAUGGCCGUGAAGUCGUAUGAAGAAGACCCAAGGCGAAACUUCAGUAAACCACGGAGUCAUCCUGGUCUCACAGCCAUCAGAAACAAAGUAGCCGCGAAGAAGGCGAAAGGCGGUCGAGGCUACCAGAUCACAAGCGCUACUGCGCAUUAUGUUUGUGAUCUUGCCGUUACAGGCGCCAAGGCUCCAGUUGCACUCUUCUACAACAUGGCGAAUGGUUUUCGGAAUCUGCCCUCUUAUGCCAUUCGCAAUGAUCCAGCAAGGCGAAGAGACGAGAUAACAAGUUUGGGUAGUGGAUGCAAACUCGCGGGAAAGGAAUUUUUCCUGGGGUUCGGUGACGCCUUUCAAGGUAUCGUAAGACAUCCAUAUCUUGGUGCGAAACAAGAAGGCCUAGUUGGAUUUGGCAAGGGCAUUGGUAGAGGUGUCGGUGGGUUCUACUUCCACUCGAUGGCAGCGAUCUUCGGCCUGCCUGGAUAUUUUCUGAAAGGAGUUGAAAAGGAACUUUUGCGAAGACACCUCACCACUCUACAAGCAGAGAUCUUCCUGAUACAAUUGCGUCGAUCAUCACUUGACUUUCGACAAGCAACAGAAGCCGAGAAGGUGGAGGUAGUCGAGCAGUGGAAAGAACUCAAAGCCAGCAUAGCAAAACAUUAGCCUGGCGUAAUUUUGACGGGGAUCUGCUGUUGGUAGAGGAUACAAUAAUAAUGAG
This is a messenger RNA of Macroventuria anomochaeta, 2732 nucleotides long. Its product is annotated as glycosyltransferase family 1 protein. The transcript has 8 exons. Gene Ontology annotation, biological process: carbohydrate metabolic process. The record is from RefSeq and is a predicted model, not a curated record. Bases 56 to 2677 code for a protein of 873 amino acids. Gene Ontology annotation, molecular function: hexosyltransferase activity; UDP-glycosyltransferase activity. NCBI's taxonomy places the organism in Eukaryota, Fungi, Ascomycota, Dothideomycetes, Pleosporales, Didymellaceae.